This is a messenger RNA of Tribolium castaneum (red flour beetle), 502 nucleotides long. RefSeq lists its product as uncharacterized. The transcript has 3 exons. The record is from RefSeq and is a predicted model, not a curated record. NCBI's taxonomy places the organism in Eukaryota, Metazoa, Arthropoda, Insecta, Coleoptera, Tenebrionidae. The coding region runs from base 31 to 465 and encodes 144 amino acids.
UCGAUACAACAGCUAAAUUCUCUGUGGGCGAUGGCGACGUCAGCGGUUAGGAAGGUUUUGGACGUUUAUGACGAGGAGUUUGCCACGAACAUGGAAAUUGCCAAGAAUUUGGUCGGAAUGGUACAGAGUCCGAAAGACAAAGAAAUUUGUAAGAAAUGGAUUUUGAAGUUGCGUCAAUUGAAAGCAACCGAUACAACAGUGAAGAAAAACCGAAACAGUUUCUUCAAGUACUUCCUCCAAGUCCUCCACAAGGCAGUCCAAGGUGAAGAUUAUCUCGGCCCUUCUCCACUCGACACUAAAGCUGACGAGAGCCGAGGCCGCGAUUUCAUGUGCCGCUGGUCGAGCGAUAAGCGGACUUACGUGGCGGCUAAGCCCCUCCCAGGCGAGGGCACUCUGGUCUACAUGGCCGUGUCGAAAGACCCGAGUCUUGGAUGGGAAAAACAGGGAGAAACAAUCUAUGUUUAAACUCACCUCUAAGUAAAAAUAUACAAUUGGAACAAAA